ACACUUACCCAAUCCGGCCUCUACAGCCAGUGCAGUUUGUGUGCAGUCCUGCACUCAGGUGGAAACUUCAAAGCACGUACGCCACACUCUCACAGCAACAGACACAGAGCAGACUAAGGCAGGAUGAACCCAGGCAUGGUGCAGUAUUCCGGAGUGAAGUGCAAUGAUGACAUCCGUAGUGUCCUCACAGACGACAACUAUUUCUCCAAGAAGAAACGAUAUGUAAGAAAAGAUGGGAGCUGCAACAUGGUGGUGCAACACGUUCCAGAGAAUUGGCUUCUCUGGGUCACUGACAUCUUCACCACCCUGGUGGAGAUCCGCUGGAGGGUCAUGUUCUUGACAUUUGCUCUCUCCUACAUUUUAUCAUGGCUCUUUUUUGGAAUUUUGUUCUGGAUCAUUGCGCUGGCCCACGGCGAUAUGAAAGACCCCAACAAUGAGCCAUGCGUUUAUGAGGUUCGAAGUUUUACAGCUGCUUUUCUAUUCUCAUUAGAGACCCAAACCACCAUUGGUUACGGCUUUCGGGGCAUGUCGGAGAACUGCAUGAUCGCCAUCAUCGUAGUUACCAUCCAAGAUGUCAUCAGUGUCUUCAUUGACACUUUUGUCAUCGGCAUUGCCGUCGCCAAGAUGGCAUCUGCCCGUAAGAGAGCCCAAACAGUUGGGUUCAGCAAUUGUGCAGUGAUCAGCUUACGUGAUGGUCACCUAUGCCUGUCGUGGCGGGUCGGGGACUUCCGAAGGAACCACAUGGUAGAAGGGACAGCUCAUGCACAGCUGGUACAGCACCUGGCACACAGCACAGGGAAAGUUGAUGUUACAUACAAAGACCUCAACAUUGAAGAGAACAACAUAAUCCUGGCCACCCCAACAACCAUAGUUCAUAAAAUCAGUCCUGGCAGUCCUCUAUACAAGGUGAGCUUGCAGGACCUGAGGAAGGAGAGCUUUGAGCUGGUGGUCUCUUUCACCUACACAGACGACUGCACGGGCAUCCUUCACCAGACACGCACAUCCUACACUCCAAGCGAGAUUCUGUGGGGCCAGCACUUUCAAGAGAUGAUCAGGGUCACCCGCAAGAACUACAGAGUGGACUACGCCCUGUUCAACCACACAGUUAAAGUCCUGGUCCCAGAAUUAAGCGCAGAGGAGUAUGACCUAAAGAAGUACUCUCAACAGCCAAAACACAAACCACUCCACAUAAGUUCUCCAACGGCAGCUGUGGAAUUGGUUAAUGGGAAUAGUCUUGAGGCAGAAAAAGCAUCCACAAGCAGUGCUGUCCAAGAACACGAGCUUUAACAGUGGCCUUGAUACAUCCUGACUCUGCUAUAGCACUUUGAAACGAGGCUUCCUCAAAGGCAUCACUAGUGUAAGAAAUAGGGCACUUAUAUAUUAGAUCUAGACUUACAGGUGUGCUGUCUGUCAGUUAAAAGAAAGAUCUUAAAAGGCCCUUUUAAUAGUAUCCUGGACAAAUAAUGGAAUAUCACAUUAAAGCCGUGUAGGUACUUUGGCUUUGACGAGAAACCAUUUAGAGCACUACUUUUAAAGUAAU
This is a messenger RNA of Rhinichthys klamathensis goyatoka, 1540 nucleotides long. It is a transcript of the gene kcnj16a, whose product is annotated as potassium inwardly rectifying channel subfamily J member 16a. The record is from RefSeq and is a predicted model, not a curated record. NCBI's taxonomy places the organism in Eukaryota, Metazoa, Chordata, Actinopteri, Cypriniformes, Leuciscidae. Gene Ontology annotation, molecular function: inward rectifier potassium channel activity. The transcript has 2 exons. Gene Ontology annotation, cellular component: plasma membrane. Gene Ontology annotation, biological process: potassium ion import across plasma membrane; regulation of monoatomic ion transmembrane transport. The coding region runs from base 124 to 1287 and encodes 387 amino acids.